UCAUGCUGCUGCGAAGUCCAGAGUCUCUCAUGGGGUCCUGUACGGCCUCCCCAUUGCUGCUGUCUCCAUCGCCACACUCUGCCAUGUGCCACUUUCAGGUCUCCUCACACACUGCUGGUGUGUUCAAUUUUUUGUGUCAUAGGGUGCUGGCAGAUUACGGCCUCCCAUAGCUGCUGCCAGGCCCCUAAUCUGCCAUGGGCCCCUAUACCGCCUCCUCAUGCUGCUGCGAAGUCAGAGUCUCUCAUGGGUCCCUGUACGGCCUCCCAUUGCCUGCUGUCUCCAUCGCCACACUCUGCCAUGUGCCACUUUCAGGUCUUCCUCACACACUGCUGGUGUGUUCCAUUUUUUUGAC
This is a messenger RNA of Staurois parvus, 352 nucleotides long. The record is from the annotation of a GenBank genome assembly. NCBI's taxonomy places the organism in Eukaryota, Metazoa, Chordata, Amphibia, Anura, Ranidae.